GGUGGUUGGCUGAAAGUGGUAAAUGAUCCUGGUCACCAUCGUCACGUUCCUGGGGACAGGAUGCCUUCCGGAAAAAUAUCCAAGACCGCAUCCUAGAGUUUGCAGCCCGCCGCUGCUGCGUCGCGGAGCUACCAUGGAGCAAUACCAAUAGAAAUAAAUAGGACAUGAUAACCCCAGCUACGACUUGCUGCAGCUUCAUUCCCAAGACGACAUUGCAUUGAACUUACCGUACAACUUGUCAAGAUGCGGUUCCAGCUCACGACAAUCUUAGCUAUUGCGUCGGCAACAGUGGCAGUUGCAAGCCCAACGUGGGCUGCUUUUGAGCAGUGGGCCAAAGGAGCUGGGGGAAAGUCGGCUCCAGAGCAUACCUCAUCACGGCCUUCAAUUUCGUGCCAUCCGCUUCAUCCCUCCAAGCCUCCGCCAUCUCCUCCUCCACGGAACCGGGUCUGCUAUGUGAAGAGUCACAAUGAUGGUGUGACUGAUGAUUCCAAGUACAUCCUCGAUGCCCUUCAUAAUUGCAACAACGGAGGUCAUGUUGUCUUUGCUGAGGGACUGAAAUAUACAAUCGGCACGGCCCUCGACCUCACCUUCCUCAACCACAUUGAUAUUGAUAUCCAAUCGUACAUCCAGUUUACAAACGACACCGUGUACUGGCAGGCAAAUUCCUUUAGAUUCGGCUUUCAGAACGUGACCACGUUCUUCAAGCUUGGAGGUAACGAUGUCAACAUCUAUGGCGGCGGAACCAUCGACGGGAACGGACAAAUCUGGUACGAUCUCUAUGCGGCAAACGUCUACACUCUCCGGCCGGUUUUGAUCGGCAUCGACGGUCUCCACAACUCAAUCCUCAGCAACUUGGUGCUGAGAUACUCGCCUCAAUAUUACCACUUCGUUGCCAACUCUAGCAAUGUCAUUUUUGACAAUAUCAACAUCGCUGGACGCAGUAUCAGCGCCAAUGUGGCGAAAAAUACGGAUGGCUGGGAUACCUAUCGUAGUUCAGAUAUCGUGAUCCAAAAUUCUGUGGUGAACAAUGGAGACGAUUGCGUGUCUUUCAAGCCCAACAGUACCGAUAUGCUGGUGCAGAAUAUGUGGUGUAACGGCUCCCACGGCAUCUCGGUUGGUUCUCUUGGGCAAUACAAGGGGGAGUUUGACAUCGUGGAAAACAUCUAUGUUUUCAAUACAUCGCUGCACAACGCAACUGACGGAGCCCGUAUCAAAGUUUGGCCAAACACUCCUUCAGCCUUGAGUGGAGAUCUCCAAGGCGGCGGCGGAUCAGGCAUGGUCAAGAAUAUCACCUACGACACCAUGAUAAUCGAUAACGUGGACUACGCAAUCGAGGUUGAUCAAUGCUACGGGCAAUCCAACUUGACUCUCUGCCUCCAAUUCCCAUCUCCGCUCACCAUCACGGACAUCCUCUUCAAGAACUUCAAUGGCAAGACGAGCAAGAAAUACCAACCUGAGAUUGGCACAUUUGCUUGCUCAAGCUCAACGGUCUGCAAUAAUAUUGUGGCCAGUGCGAUUAAUGUUGUCAGUCCAAACGGCACGGAUGAGGCGUAUUGCUUAAAUGUUCCACAGGCGAAUUUGGAUGUCACUUGCAACACGAAAUAUUUGGGAUUUAAUUAAGAUGAAAAGUAGCUAUUGGGAGAGUUUUGAAAGUAAUAUGUAUAAUGACAAGAAAC
This is a messenger RNA of Hyaloscypha bicolor E, 1676 nucleotides long. RefSeq names its product glycoside hydrolase family 28 protein. Gene Ontology annotation, molecular function: polygalacturonase activity. Bases 244 to 1620 code for a protein of 458 amino acids. Gene Ontology annotation, biological process: carbohydrate metabolic process. The record is from RefSeq and is a predicted model, not a curated record. The transcript is spliced from 4 exons. NCBI's taxonomy places the organism in Eukaryota, Fungi, Ascomycota, Leotiomycetes, Helotiales, Hyaloscyphaceae.